Colletotrichum destructivum is the source of this 2602-nucleotide messenger RNA. RefSeq lists its product as uncharacterized. Lineage: Eukaryota; Fungi; Ascomycota; Sordariomycetes; Glomerellales; Glomerellaceae. Bases 1280 to 1909 code for a protein of 209 amino acids. The transcript has 2 exons. The record is from RefSeq and is a predicted model, not a curated record.
CGAGACACCCGUCAGGCAAGGCCGUGCCCUGCAGACGGGGGCGGCAGAGGGAACCGCUGCACCGAGCUCUGCUCCUGCUGUGUCGUCACCGGACCUUGACACUCAAGACUUCAGUUGAGAGAGUGUGUGUAAGCACACACGCAUACAGGUACACACUCACUCUCGUUUCUUUCUCUAUCUUUUCCUUCCCUCGCUGCAGGGAAGUGUAAGUGAGAGGCGCACCGAGAAAGCAACCCAGAAAACUGGGAACCACCCCUGCCACCCUCUUUUUUUAUUUCCUCCGACAUGUUUCCUUCCCUCUCCUGGGAUACCACUAUCUUUAAUAUCCACGGUCGCCUCGCAUCCCAUCGCAUCCCAUCGUAGCACUGCUGAGAGAGAAAGAAAAAGCACUCGCUCGAUAGGUAGGAGGGAUUUAAGUGAGUCGUAAGUCCCCCCUGGGAAAUACCACGCUGCGUCUCCUCGCUUCACCUCACCAUCCAUGGCCGUGAUCCAACCCAACCACCCCCAUUUGAGAGAAUGACAGACAAGACUGGCACUCCCCCGUGCCACAUCCACCCACCCAUCCAUCCAUCCAUCCCAUCUUGACCGAAUACCGCUUUGCAUCUUGCAACCCUGGACCUGACCUGGGCUUGACUUGACGGCCUUUACCUUGCUUUUGCGCUGCCCAGUUUGUCAUGGCUUGCUGCUGACCCGAGGGGGGCCAAACACACCCGACCUGCAUUGGUUCCGUUUCUGCUGCCUUUUCCCGGCUGGCUCUCACUCACAAAUCGCAACACUCUCACACGCAAACACGCGCCCACACCCACACCCACACCCGCACUCACUCACACCUCGUACCUUGUUUAUUUAACUACCCUCGCCCGUCCCAACCACCCGCCGCGCCCUCGUUCCCCUCCCCCCCUUCCCCCUGGUCGACAACGGGUCUAGAUGAAGAAGAAGAGAAAAGAAAAGGGCUAAAGAAGAAAAAAAGAACCUGUCUUCUUUUAAUCCCUCUCAGUCCCCUCGGCGACUGCCUAGCUCAACCAGCCCACUCUUCAACUCUCACUCGUCUCUGGCAACAGCAUCGCCAUCGCAAAGCGCAAUAAUAACAGCAAUAACAACAUACAGGGCGCAUACACAGAUACCCUCCGUCGCAUUCGUCGUAUUCGCACUUACACUACACACUGCGCAUCGCACAACCCACAUCACACAACACACAACACACAACAUACCACACGCAUAACAACAACAAGUACACGGCACUUCCACAGCCAGCCGUCUAGGCUAACGUUCGCCCACGAUGUUGUUCGCCGUCAUGUUCGCGGCGACGCGGUUUCUGCAAAUCGUCACCUUGAUCCCGAUAAUGGGCAUGCUCGCCUGGUUCGUCGACGGCUUCGUCAAGCGCAACGUCAUCGUGCCCGACUCGAUCCUCGUCCUCUUCAUCGUCUCCGUCCUCGCCCUCGCCUGGGCCAUCUUCACCCUCUUCAGCUACCACCGCAGCAGCGCAAACGCCCUCUUCGUCGCCGUCGUCGACCUCGCCUUCGUCGGCGCCUUCAUCGCCGCUGUCUGGUACCUGCGCGGCAUCAACCACGUCGACUGCACCAACCUCGCCCGCGACGGCCGCUGGUCCGCCAACUUCCCCGGCCUCAUCACCAUCUCCGGCCCACGCUUCAACUUCUUCACCAACAAGCCCUGCGCCAUGCUCAAGGCCUCGUGGGUCUUUGGCAUCAUCAACACCAUCCUCUUCUUCUCCACCGCCGGCCUCGCCUGGCUGCACGGCGACCGCCUCUCCUCGAGCUACGAGCGCAAGUCCUACCACCACGGCCGUCACCGCCGUCACCGCAGCCACAGCCACGGCCAUAGCCACGGCCACAGCCAUCGCUCCCACAGCCGUCGCAGCUCCCACUCACACCGUCGUGUGUACGUCUGAGGGACCCCUCCCUGUCCGGAAACGGGGGUUGGGGGGGAACCGGGGGCCGCCGAAUUACGACUUUGAGAAAGGAGAAUGAAUGAACACAUUUAUCUAUACAUAUUUAUCUUAUAUCCACAAACGAAAAGAGCUGAGAGAAAGAUGAAUUAUGGAAUGACACGAUAAGGCCGAAAGGAACAAGGAGGGUUAGAUACUUACAGGAAAGGGAAUGGAGGGGUUUCUCUUGUCAUGAUUGUUUUUACUAGCGACCCAGCGCAUGCAUGUACGAGGCAUGCAAGACUCGAUAAUGAUGACGACGAAAUCUUAACGAUGUCGAUUGAAAGAAUAAACGUCUUGUUUUUCUUGAUGAAUUUGCUUUAUUGUGUUUUUUUCGUUCUAUUUUUCAUUUUUUUUAGUUCUCGAUUUAUUUAUUUUCCUCGUCCGUCUAUUCAUUCCCCUUGUGUCUAGCCGCGCGUGAGAGAGUAUUUUGUCUCUUCGCGGCGCAUCCGUCCGGUUGGUCCCGACCAAGCCAGCGUUGUCCCUCUUGUAAGACGCAGACCGCCUCCAGAAUGGUGGGGGGCAAGGACAUUGAUCAUAACCUUGGCAUCCAUCUUUCCAGCUUCUUCCCCCGGUAUAGGUCCAAUGCCAUCCAUCAUCCAUGUAUCCUGUGCCAUUCAUUUUGAGAUCCCUCCCACUACCGGUCCCAUCCUGACC